Vigna radiata var. radiata (mung bean) is the source of this 1569-nucleotide messenger RNA. RefSeq lists its product as uncharacterized. NCBI's taxonomy places the organism in Eukaryota, Viridiplantae, Streptophyta, Magnoliopsida, Fabales, Fabaceae. The record is from RefSeq and is a predicted model, not a curated record. Bases 1 to 1569 code for a protein of 522 amino acids. The transcript has 2 exons.
AUGAUGUUGGAUGCUUCAGCCGGAGGCAGUAUCAAUAGAAAGACUGAAGAUGAGGCUUAUGAGUUGAUUGAGGAGAUGGCUCUGAAUGAAGUAUCUCAAAGUGAGAGGGGAGUACAGAAAGGAGGACUUUUGCAUCUCCCUGUUAAUGAUGCAAUGGCUGCACAAAAUCAUCUCCUUAACCAAAAAUUGGACAAGUUAACAAAGGUCCUUUCUGAAUUUCAAACGGGGUUAAGGGAUAUUUCUCAGACUCAACAACUUUGCGAUUUAUGCGGUGGUGACCACAUUAAUGGUCAAUUCGCUUUUCCUGAACAAAUGCAACAGGAUGUCAACUACAUGGGGAAUCAAUUCCCGUUCAAGCAGGGUAACUUUAACCAAGGCAACUCUAGCCAAAGUUGGAAGAACCACCCCAGCAUUGGACAAAACCAGAAUGCUUCUUCUGGGCAAGUAGGAGGCUUCCGGCAACAACAACCCUCUCCUUUACGGCAGCAAGUAAGCAGCUUGACAGAGACGACUGGCCAACUGUCAAAAAGGUUAGAAACCACUGAAAAGAAUCAUUUUAGGGCUAACACUGAAGUUAAUCCUAAGGACGAGUGCAAAGCUAUUCUGACAAGCCAGAAAAGGAAGGCAGAAGGUGAACCAAUUGACUUUGAAAGCAACGAAGGAGGAGAUGAGGAGAUGAUGAGUGCUGAAAAAGUCAAUGAUGAAAGAAGCAAGGAAGAUAAAGUUGAAAUCAUUGAUGAGGAAGAGGAUCCUGAAGAAGAAAUCAUUAAGCCAGAAAAUGAAGAGCAAGUUGAACUCACUGAUGAAGAAGAAGAUCUUGUUCUUCUACCUCAGAAGAGGAGUCAUCCGCCUAAGAUAGAAGAUUCAGGAUGUUUAACAAUAUCAUGUGUUCUGAAUGAUUUUGAUGUAGGAAAAACUAUGAUAGACUCUAGGGCUAGCAUCAAUAUGAUGCCCAAGCAUUUUUUAUGGAAAAUCAGAGGGCUGAUAUUGAAGUCGUCUAUUGUUACGGUGACGGUGGCUGACGGAUCUAUAGCGGAACCACUUGGUAUAGUGGAGGAUGUUGUUGUGCGAGUGGAUAAGCUAGAGUUUCUAGCUGAUUUCGUUGUCAUGGAUGUGGAGAAUGAUGAAAAGAUACUUGUGAUCUUGGGAAGACCCUUUAUGCCAACGCCAAAGAUGUUUAUUAGUAUGCAUGAUAAAAGAAUAAUGAUGAGAGAUGAGGAAUAUUUGCUCCUAUACAAUGGUUAUGAGGAGGAUGAGGUUAAACUGGUGAGAAGGGACAGACAUGAGAAGCUAGAGAAAGAAGCUACAUCUGAAGAUAGCACCUCAAGUAUUGAUUAUACUGACAGUUGUAAUAUGUUGCAGGUACCUAUCCAUCCUGAAUUAAAGGAAGACCCAUUUCAUCCAGGCAUUAAAGUGAAAUAUAAGAAGAAGGAAUGGGUGUUGAAGGAGCUGAAAGAGAAAGGGAUGGUAGAGAUCGAGGCACCGUACAGUGGACAAACUAAGCAAGUGGAUAAAAGAAAGCUGAGGAUUCGGUGUACUGGAGACACCAAUAAAAAGGACAACACGUGA